AUGCAAAUCACCAAUGUCCUCGCUAUCCUGUCCGCAGUGGCAGCGACUGUUGCCAGCCCCGUGCUUGAUCCAUCCAAGCACAACGUCGCUGAAGACGGUUUCGAUUUUGAACACGCUUCGGAGAACACUGCCAAUCUCAUGAAGCGUCAGAACCGAUACUGCUACCAGAGUGGCGUUAAGUUUGGUGACAACACGGACUGGGCUAUCGACCGCGCCGGUCGCUGGUGCUCUGGAAACGGAGGAUCCGGAAAAUUCCGCCAGGGCCAGAUAAAGAAGGGCUGCUACAACUAUUGGCAGUCUGACAAGAACUAUCACUUCCUUUUUGAGAUGCAGAAUACUCAGCCCAAGGAUUACACCUUGUCGUCCAAGGAAUGUCAGAUUUGGCUGCAGCACAUGAUUGAGAAUUGCCGACAGGGAGGCACAAACCAUAACAGCAGAUUCAAGUGGCGUGUUGAUCCCGAAGAUGGAAGAUGCUCUUAA
Molecule: messenger RNA, 480 nt
Organism: Fusarium graminearum PH-1
Lineage: Eukaryota; Fungi; Ascomycota; Sordariomycetes; Hypocreales; Nectriaceae
Exons: 2
Coding region: 1-480 (159 amino acids)
Source: RefSeq, a predicted model, not a curated record